AGACGCAGCCGCUUCACUUCUCCCAGGUAAAGGAAAGGUUCGCCCAUGGCGCCGACGCAGCCGAAGUCCGGCCUCUUCGUGGGCAUCAACAAGGGCCACGUCGUCACCAAGCGCGAGCUGCCGCCGCGUCCGUCCGACCGCAAGGGGAAAGGUACCAAGAGGGUGCACUUCGUCAGGAACUUGAUCAGGGAGGUUGCUGGGUUUGCUCCUUAUGAGAAGCGCAUCACUGAGCUUCUCAAGGUCGGCAAGGACAAGCGUGCUCUGAAGGUGGCCAAACGAAAGCUCGGAACCCACAAGAGGGCAAAGAAGAAGAGAGAGGAGAUGUCCAGUGUCCUCAGGAAGAUGAGAUCUGCUGGAACAGAGACCAAGAAGAAAUAGAGUAUCCCAAGAUCAUGAAGUUGAUGGCAAUCUUCUGUUCUGGUGUCUAGUUUUUACUACAUGUAGAACCUACCUAGACUUCAAUCAAUUAUCUUGCCAGCAAAACAUUGUGCUAUGUUGAACCUCCUGUCUUGUGAGAUUUUGAUCUAAUUUGCAAUGUGUGUUUUGUCACCUUA
Messenger RNA from Lolium rigidum, 554 nucleotides. Its product is annotated as 60S ribosomal protein L36-3-like. Gene Ontology annotation, molecular function: structural constituent of ribosome. The coding region runs from base 46 to 378 and encodes 110 amino acids. Gene Ontology annotation, cellular component: cytosolic large ribosomal subunit; ribosome. The record is from RefSeq and is a predicted model, not a curated record. Gene Ontology annotation, biological process: cytoplasmic translation. The transcript is spliced from 4 exons. Lineage: Eukaryota; Viridiplantae; Streptophyta; Magnoliopsida; Poales; Poaceae.